ACAGUAAUUCAGAUUUUCCAUUAAAUACUUAGUUCCUGAAAGGAAUGGCUUCUUAUUUUGUAUACCAGGGCAAACCUGUUAAUUCGUUUUUAAUCAAGCAUGGACAUUUGGGGUAGAGUUGAAAAGAAUUUUGCUGACGUGUAUAAAGACAGAAUGGUACCACUAUAUAAAAGUAAACUAAUCUCAAAAAAAUUGGUUAUUAUGAUCUUGGUAUGGCGUGUUUAAUUGACUUAAGUUCAGUUUCGCACUUCUCUUUCAGAAAUUUUGAUCCCUAUCCAUAGUCCUCCGUUAAUAUAUAAUAACAUCUAGUGACUUUUAUAGGGACAAGGAACCGUGUUGACUUUCUUUUUAAAAUCUGUUCACAUCGCCUACCUCCUCGACAUGAAGUUAAAAUGUGUGUGUUUUUGAUUACAAUCAGUGCAUUUGAAGGAGAUAAAUUGUAUUCCAAUGUGUUCUCAUGAAAAAUAAAGAGAGAGAUGUUUAUGUUAAAUACAUCGGCUCCAGUAUGAUCAUUUGCUUCCUGUUGAUAUCCGCUGUUUUUCCCUCUACAUCUGUCUCCCAAGAAAGCAAUGUACUGGACGAAACAGUCCGGUUAAUGGACGGUAAAAGUCCCUAUGAAGGGCGGGUUGAAAUCUACCAUUCCGGCGUCUGGGGCACUAUUUGUGAUGAUAAAUGGACGGACAGAGAAGCCGGGGUUAUAUGUCACAUGAUCGGAGCAACGAGAGAAAAUGCUUCAGUUAGAAAAUUUUCUAAGUUUGGGAAUGGCAUUGGAAGCAUUUGGCUCGAUGAAGUCUCUUGCAUCGGGAAUGAAACGUCAAUUGUAGACUGUUCUCAUACCAUGUGGGGUAUCAACGACUGUACGCAUGCGGAGGAUGUCGGCGUCAUCUGUGAACCCAACACUGAAACAACCAUCAAUCCAUCUCCUGUGACAGCAAUUCCGAAAUUUUAUGUUGCUCCGCAGGAAAAUAUAGUUCCAUGGAAUAACUCUUUCCAGUUGAUUUGUUUCACACCAUCAGAUGAUAUCCCGUCGAGUGGUCAUAUAGUAUGGUGCAAAAAUGAUGUUAUAUUCUUCAACAAAACCAUUGAAUCACACAAUGCCACAAGUAAAUGGACUUACAGUGUUGGCCAGGCCUUAUCGAUACAUACAGCUACUUAUACCUGUGGAUUCGAACAAUGUCAAAGGUCAUUGGCAACCGUACAAGUCACAGAGAUUCCAGAGAAUGAAUGCAAACUGGUCCAGAUCCAGAAACCAAACUGUGAAAUGGACAAAAUCAACGAAGUGGGAGCUGAGAUUAACCUUCUUGCUGAAGGAACAGAACCUAGUGACAUUCAUCACGUGAUUAAGACGGCGUUACCAAAAAUAGCCGCUGUCGUCAGGGACGGUAUAUCAAACGCCGAAAGUUUGGACAGAACAGUGGACAUUAUACAUAAAAUGGCCAACCUGGCAGACGCCUCAAAUGUGACCUUACAUCCCGAGACGUUUGUGACAAUGGUGGAUCACUUAUUGUCUACCAAUCGGACCACUGCCUGGCAGAACAAAUCCACGCCGGUUGAAUCCAGCGUUAAUAAGAUUCUACAGGCUGUAUCGACGUUCGGCAAUGUGGUGGCAAAGACGGUCACGCUACACGAAAACGUAACGUUCACUACAGAGAAUUUUGUUAUGACAGUGGCCAGGGAGGCUAGGGACAAAAGCAUUCAUUUUCCGGAAGAAGAGGAGACCGCCAGGACACAUUUAGUUCUCCCGCCACAACCACAAAUCAACCAAUCAGAUUUCAGUUACGUGGCUACUAAAUUCAAGUCAAUAUCAGAAAUUCUCUCUGGAGGUGUGACUUCAAUUAAACCUGAGGUGGAUGAUUCUGUUGUUUCUGACGUCCUAGCAUUGUCUCUAAAUGGAGAGAAACAACACUUUAACCUCAAACCAGGACUGCUUCUGAGUUUUACCCAUCCUAAACACGAUAUGAAAAAAGCUAAUACUGAAUGUGUGUACUGGAAUACAAAUAAAACGAGAGGAAGCCAUUGGUCCAAAGAAGGUUGCUUAACAACCAGAUCUGGAGAGAACGUAACACAUUGCUUGUGUGACCAUCUGACUAAUUUUGCAGUACUCGUGAGACCAUACCAAUCGGAAAUAGAGGAACCAGAGGCCCUGAAGUGGAUAUCACUGAUUGGUUGUUGUGUCUCUGUCUUUUUCUGUAUCAUCACCAUUGUGAUUUUUCUAGUGCUUUGGAGAUUUAUCCGAUCUGACAUGAACUUAUUGGUUAUUCAUCUAUGUUUGAGUAUCGCCCUGGCCUACACCCUGUUUGUUGCCGGGGUGGAAAGGACAGAAAAUAAGGUCACGUGUUUAAUCAUCACAGUGUUUCUGCAGUACUUAUUCCUAGUUGUCUUCUGCCUCAUGUUGGACAUCGGGAUAUACUAUUUUGUCCACGUGACCCUUGUUAAGAUAUCCUUUCUCAGUGCCAACAGAUUUACAUCAAAAUCCAGGAAGACGCUAUUCCUUCUUAUUGCUUACGGUCUUCCCGCUGUUAUAACUGGCAUAACAUUAGGUCUGACGUACCCAUCUAACUACCAUCCUAAAAAUAUAUGCUGGCUGUCGUUUGACAGUGGUGCUCUGUAUGGAUUUCUUGCUCCUGUUGCAUUUAUUGUAUUGAUUAAUUUUAUCAUCGUAAUUACGUUGGUUGUUACAAUGUAUUCAACGCAGCUGGCUUCCACAGUCACCAUCAGAAGGAAAGCAGUAAUGGGUAUCCGCAGUAUAUCGACAUUACUUCCGGUUAUGGGAAUCACGUGGUUAUUCGGCUUCCUCUCCAUCAGUGAAAAUGUUAUCAUAUUUCAGUACAUAUUUGCAAUCCUUAAUUCUCUACAGGGAUUUUUCAUAUUUUUAUCAAACUGCAUUUUCAAUAAAAAGGUCAUCGAAAUAAUAACAAGAAAAUCUCCCAAACAAUCUACAAUAACACACAGCUCACAGGACAAGAUGUCCUUUGUGGCAAACAGUGAAGUUGGAGAUGAAAUUUUAAAUGAGAUAACCAAAAAGCUGUCGGUUAAGAAAAGUGGCAGAAUCAAAGCACAGAACAGAUCUCUAUAUAACUAACACUCGAUUUUCAAAACUGUCAACUGUCUAAGCAUAAUAUUACUAAUUGACUUGUAAAUAUUCUAUCUCCAUUUUAUUUUUCUGCGACAUAUAUACAUCAUUGUUGUGAUUUUUUCUUGUUUUUAAAAAUGUGUUUCAAAGA
Saccostrea cuccullata (small rock oyster) is the source of this 3224-nucleotide messenger RNA. Its product is annotated as adhesion G protein-coupled receptor B1-like. The transcript is spliced from 26 exons. Gene Ontology annotation, molecular function: G protein-coupled receptor activity. Bases 458 to 3082 code for a protein of 874 amino acids. Gene Ontology annotation, biological process: cell surface receptor signaling pathway; adenylate cyclase-activating G protein-coupled receptor signaling pathway. Lineage: Eukaryota; Metazoa; Mollusca; Bivalvia; Ostreida; Ostreidae. The record is from RefSeq and is a predicted model, not a curated record. Gene Ontology annotation, cellular component: plasma membrane.